This is a messenger RNA of Fraxinus pennsylvanica, 528 nucleotides long. The record is from the annotation of a GenBank genome assembly. NCBI's taxonomy places the organism in Eukaryota, Viridiplantae, Streptophyta, Magnoliopsida, Lamiales, Oleaceae.
AUGGAGAAUAGCAGUAUGGUCAAGAUUGGUCCAGUGGGGAAUGCAAACUACGGAAAUAUGUGGGAUGAGAAGGGUCGAACUGAAAUUGUUCAGAUUUUUGUUUCACACGAUACUAAAAUUCAUUCUCUUCAAUUUCUGUAUGCUAAUGAUGAUGGAGAAUUGGUGUUGUCAGAUAAACAUGGUCGCAGUACUGCAGGAGACAAUUUUAAUGUCGAGAGUCUCAAUUAUCCCUCGGAGUAUAUUACUUCUGUUAGCGGUAAGUAUGACAAUAUAUCUGGCAUAAAAUCAAUCACAUUUGGCACCAAUUUGGGAACACAUGGACCUUUUGGUGAAACUUCAGAAGAUGAUAAAGGGUUCAUGCUUCAUCUUGGUUCAAAACGUCAAUUUGGAGGAUUUCAUGGCACUGCCGACAGUUGGCUAAGAUCAAUUGGAAUUUAUGUCAAGCUAAUUUCAACUCUCGCGUCGCUGAAGGAAAAAGAAGUGCCUAAACUUCAUUGUCUCAAGAAGGACGACAUCAACAUUAUGUAA